AGAUGUCCCUGUACACGUUCAGUCCCAAAAUGGAAAUCCGUGACCUCAUCUUCAACGGGACGGGGAGUAACAAGGACAACUGGUUCUCCAAGAGCCGCCUCAUCUCCUCGCCUUGGACGGACCUGAAGACAGAGCAAACCAACUACUUUUCCAUCGCAGGGAGCGCACAUCCACAUAGCUCGAGGCGCUACUAUAGGCGAUUCUUCAUCAACCGGAACUACGGAGGCUGUCCAGCUGACCGUGGUUGGCUGGUCGUCCUUGAUGGAUACUCGAACUAUUGUCUGUGGGAGAGGAGGAACAGCGGCAACCCGCGGAUCCUGUUUUCCAAGCUGCCUACCAACGUCAAUUUCGAGCGAGAUCGGGCAAACGUCGGUAUAGCUGACGUCAUGGCCAUCUUCAUCAAGACCUGUGACGACUAG
Messenger RNA from Branchiostoma floridae (Florida lancelet), 419 nucleotides. RefSeq lists its product as uncharacterized. The coding region runs from base 3 to 419 and encodes 138 amino acids. NCBI's taxonomy places the organism in Eukaryota, Metazoa, Chordata, Leptocardii, Amphioxiformes, Branchiostomatidae. The transcript is spliced from 3 exons. The record is from RefSeq and is a predicted model, not a curated record.